GGGGACUGUGCCUGGAUGGCGUGGGACAGGUGUAACCAGGACGCGGUGUGGACAGAAUUAGAGGUGAGCGCGCUGUGCUGCCUGGUCGGUGAAGACCAGCCCCUCUGCCCAGACCUCCCUGAACUUGACCUCUCAGAACUGGACGUCAGCGACCUUGAUGCCGACAGCUUUCUCGGUGGCCUCAAAUGGUACAGCGACCAAUCGGAGAUCAUUUCUACGCAGUAUGGCAAUGAGGCAUCGAAUGUAUUUGAGAAGAUAGAUGAAGAAAAUGAGGCCAACUUGCUGGCAGUGCUCACAGAAACCCUGGACAACAUCCCAGUGGAUGAGGACGGAUUGCCUUCUUUUGAGGCCCUGGCAGAUGGGGACGUGACCAAUGCCAGUGACCGGAGCUGUCCCUCCUCUCCUGACGGCUCGCCACGCACCCCAGAGCCAGAGGAGCCAUCUUUGCUGAAGAAGCUCCUUCUGGCACCUGCAAACUCCCAGCUCAGCUAUAAUCAAUACACAGGUGGCAAAGCACAGAACCAUGCAGCCAGCAGCAACCACCGGAUCAGACCACCACCUGCCAUCGUCAAGAUGGAGAGCCCUUGGAAUGGCAAAGCAAGGGGGGGCUCGGGUCAACAGAACCGGCCGGUGAGACGACCUUGCACAGAGCUGCUAAGAUACCUGACAGCCACUGAUGACAUCCACACCAAAGCCAGUGAAGCCAAGACCACUUGGGGUGGUGCCGGUCACAGGGACAAGAGUUGCCUGGGUCUUGGCACCUCUUCCUCCUCCUCCUCCUCGCCAUCUUCUUCAUCCACCUCCUCGUUCUCCUCCCUCUCGUCUAUGUCCUCUUCCUGUUCCUCCACCAUCUCAAAGAAGAAGUCCGCUGUACCAUCUCAACAGCACCACCCGCCGCAGCAGCAUCACCAGCGAGCCAAACCAACCACCUUGCCACUUCCUUUGACCCCAGAGUCUCCAAAUGACCACAAGGGAUCACCGUUUGAGAACAAAACCAUUGAACGCACAUUAAGUGUGGAGAUUGCUGGAACCCCGGGUCUGACACCACCUACCACGCCCCCACACAAAGCCAGUCAAGAGAAUCCUUUUAAAGCAUCGCUCAAAACCAAGUUGUCUUCAUGUUCCUCCUCUGCCUUGGCAUGCAAAAGAGCCAGGUUGAGUGAGUUGGGCCCCGGCGCUCUGGCUCCGGCCCCAGGUGCCUCAGGCGGGGGCCCCACCAGGAAGGGACCCGAACAGACUGAGCUAUAUGCCCAGCUGAGCAAAGCAUCCACCACCCUACCUUACUCUGCCACCCACCUCACAGCAGGGGGCAGUAUUGUGGAGCAUUGCAGCACUCGCAACAAUAAGCGGUUGGCACCUUGUGGCCACAGUGACCAUGAUUAUUGCCAGGCAUCCGCUAAUGCAAAGAAGAACGCCUCCGCCAACGCCUCCAUAACUGUGACAGCAGCAGCGGAAAUGAUGGUCACAUGUGCCAGUGUUGCCACCGUGCCUGCUGCAGGCAUGGCAGAGGACAGGCAUGUAGAAUGUAAGGACCCAGCUAUGCCACUGUCCUGUUCAUCACCUUCAUUUUCUUGUACACUGUCAUCAGCUCCAUCCUGUCCUUUGGCUAAGCAGUUCCAGCAGAGAUUUUCCUCUGUCAACCAAGAAACAGCGCAGGGUCAGGUGUUUGGGGAGCGGACCCUCAUGCCAAACAAUCAGAAUCCUUCACAAGAUGCCACUUCUGAAAAGGACCAGCCACACCCUUCUGCCACCAGCCGCAAGCUCCUGUGUGAUCAGGAAAUCAGAGCAGAACUCAAAAGGCACUUUGGCCACCCCUUUCAGGCCCUUUAUAGCCAGACUGGCCAGGCGAGAGAAGGGGAAGGCUGCAGCAAUCUAAACAAGACUGGUGCCCCUCAGUCCUUUAAGGAACCAGAGCAUGAGGACUACAGCUCCCAGAGGCUUACUGUUUCAGGCUACAUGCACCCAGGGUUCCUGCCCUUCCAAGAUGAAUUAGAGCUGGGUGAGGGCCGUGAGGGCCGCUUCCUCUAUCCAUGGGAGGGUACCCCUCUGGAGCUGCACUUUGACUGUCCACCUUGCUCUCCCUCUUGUUCCCCACCAUCAAGCUGCUCCCCUUCACGAGGCUCUGUUUCCCCGCCGUCCUCCCUCCUCCUCUCACCCAGCAGACCCUUCUGUUGGGCAAGCAGUGGGUCCCGCUCCCGUUCUCGUUCCUACUCUGGCUCCCGUAGCUCGUCCUCUCACUACCGGAGGCGCUCCCUGUCCAGCUCUCCCGACAGAUGCCCCUCCUCCUGGUCUCGUCACAAUACAGAUUCAAGCACUUUUCGUUCCAGGACUCGCAAGAGCCCCCACUCUCAGUGUCGAUCUCCUCUGAGCCGUAGGCCAAGGUAUGACAGCUACGAGGAGUACCAGCAUGAAAGGCUGAAGAGGGAGGAAUACCGGCAGGACUACGAGAAGCGGGAGUUUGAAAAGGCCGAGCAGAGAGAAAGGCAAAGACAAAAAGCAGUAGAGGAGAGGCGGGUGGUGUACGUGGGGCGACUGAGGUCCGACUGCACCCGGACAGAGUUGAAGCGCCGCUUUGAAGUCUUUGGCGAGAUUGAAGAAUGUGCAGUGAACUUAAGGGACGACGGGGACAAUUUUGGCUUCAUCAUGUACCGGUACCCUUGUGAUGCCUUUGCCGCCCUUGAGAACGGACACACCUUACGGAGAUCAAAUGAGCCUCAGUUCGAGCUGUGCUUUGGCGGACAAAAGCAGUUCUGCAAAUCACAUUACACAGACUUGGACUCCCAUUCUGAUGACUUCGAUCCUGCCUCCACAAAAAGCAAGUACGACUCGAUGGAUUUUGACAGCUUGCUGAGGGAGGCUCAGCGCAGCCUGAGUAGGUAACCAGUUCAGUGGCGCCUGCUGUCUGUCACAAAGAGGAACUUCUGAUACCUCACUGUUGUUUGUC
This is a messenger RNA of Thalassophryne amazonica, 2944 nucleotides long. RefSeq names its product peroxisome proliferator-activated receptor gamma, coactivator 1 alpha (gene ppargc1a). The transcript has 13 exons. Gene Ontology annotation, biological process: positive regulation of transcription by RNA polymerase II. The coding region runs from base 16 to 2880 and encodes 954 amino acids. Gene Ontology annotation, cellular component: nucleus. Gene Ontology annotation, molecular function: transcription factor binding; RNA binding. The record is from RefSeq and is a predicted model, not a curated record. NCBI's taxonomy places the organism in Eukaryota, Metazoa, Chordata, Actinopteri, Batrachoidiformes, Batrachoididae.